Molecule: messenger RNA, 1553 nt
Organism: Electrophorus electricus (electric eel)
Lineage: Eukaryota; Metazoa; Chordata; Actinopteri; Gymnotiformes; Gymnotidae
Source: RefSeq, a predicted model, not a curated record
ACCAGGAAAUGGGGACGCAAACGUGUGUAUGAGGAGGUCUACACGUUUAAGUGGCUAGGAACCAUAACGUUUUAAUUCUGUGCGUGAAUAACAAACGGGCUGGUUUGGGAAAAAAUAUUUGAUGUUCGACAUGGAUGACGGUAUUGUAGCGUUGAAGAAACAGCUAAUAGAAAAAGACAUGGAAAUUGCUGCUUUAAAAAAGAAACUUGGCCAAAUCCAAAAGGCUAACUCUUUACUAACGGAUUUGCAGGAUAAGGUAUCAGCUCUCUCCCCUUUGAAAAACACCUUAACAAAUGAUGACAUUUUGAGAUACAGUAGACAGCUUCUCUUGCCAGAGCUCGGUGUUAAAGGUCAGAUGAGUCUUUCGAAUACAUCUGUUCUCGUUGUGGGAUGUGGAGGAUUAGGCUGUCCCCUUGCACAGUAUCUUGCUGCAGCAGGUAUAGGGCGGUUGGGGCUACUGGACUAUGAUGAGGUGGAGCUGAGUAAUCUUCACAGGCAGGUGCUGCACACGGAGAAGACCCGAGGGCUGCCCAAAGCCCUGUCUGCAGCACAUGCUCUCAGCAGGCUGAAUUCUAGAGUGGAGUGUGUGCCGUAUCAUCUCAAGCUCUCGUCUGCAAAUGCCCUCUACCUCAUCGGGCAGUAUGACAUUGUGGCAGACUGUUCAGAUAAUGUCCCUACACGCUACCUUGUCAAUGAUGCCUGUGUUCUGAGUGGCAAGCCUUUAGUGUCUGCUAGUGCCUUGCGAAUGGAGGGACAGCUCACUGUGUACAACCACAGAGGAGGGCCCUGCUACCGGUGUCUACACCCCAUCCCCCCACAGCCUGACACUGUCACCAACUGCUCCGAUGGAGGGGUCUUAGGAGUGGUUCCUGGAAUCAUGGGUUGCCUUCAGGCCUUAGAGGUUCUGAAGAUUGCCUCCGGCCAACCAUCUUCAUUUGGGCAGCAGCUGCUGAUAUUUGACGGCCAGGAGGGCCGCUUCCGCGCCAUCAAGCUGAGGGCCAGGCGGGCAGAGUGCGAUGUCUGCGGGGAGACGCCCGCCGUCACGGAGCUGCUGGACUACGAGGCCUUCUGCGGCAUGGCUGCCACGGAUAAGUGUCGAAGACUGAAUCUUCUAACCGCUGAACAGAGAAUAUCUGUGCAGGAAUACAGAGGUAUUGUGGACAGUGCUUCUCCUCACCUUCUACUUGACGUUCGGCCCAAAGUCGAGGUGGACAUUUGCCGUUUGUCAACUUCAAUCAACAUUCCACUUGUCAGUUUAGAGGAACGAAAAGCAAAUGAGGUGAACUUGCUGAAGGAGAAGAUCAAGGAGCUGAAACAGCGGCCAAACACCGACGCACCACUCCCGGUGUUUGUGGUGUGUAAACUUGGGAAUGACUCCCAGAAGGCGGUGCAGAUCCUGGAGAAGAUGUCUGGAGCAGAGCUGGAGCAAAUCACCGUGAAGGACAUUUCGGGAGGCCUAAUAGCUUGGGCGAACAAAAUUGAUCCCUCUUUUCCUCAGUAUUAAGUGACCAUUUGUUUCUUGUACUUCUUUUUCCCCAAUUAAAGUAAACCUG